AUGAAGAACCGUACAGUCACGACGCUGGUGCUGGCUGACUGCGGGUUGAACUGCGAGGCGUUGACGGAGUGGGUCGCCUUUUUCCGAGCUGGGACCAACACGACGCUGCGCUCCCUCAAUCUGGCUGACAACCAGAUCGACGACGACGGAGCUGGGGCUCUUGGUAAAAUGCUGCAGGCUGCCAAGGCGCGGGGCAUGAGCUUUGAUUUGCGCGGCAAUGAACUGUCGACCCUGGGGCUGCAGAUGUUAGCCGACGCGAUGAAGAAUUCGUGCCCGACGGCAGUCACUGCUAUUCAGGUGCAGAACAACCAGGAUGACGACGAACCGGACGCUCUGUUGUAUCGAUCAAGGAUGGAGUUUUACCUACGCAGGAACAAAGCAGCAAUUGAGCGAGAGGUGCUCCGCGAGACGGUUAUGUGGGUUGAAAUGUCGUCGUUAGAGCUGGAGGUUUGCCAUUUGAAGCACGUCGUACUGACGAUAGCCGAGGCGGAUUCUCUCGGUGCUGCGCUGCGUAAUAACCAUUCGGUUACCGAGUUGAGACUUGAAGACAAUGCGUUGCCUGAAGAGGGCACGAGGCGUAUACUGCGUGCACUGCGCUCCAAUCGUAGCGUGCGGACUUUGUCUCUAGCGGACAACAACAUCGGUGACGGCGGAUUUCGUGCACUGAGUGAGUUGCUUCGAGUACCAACGACGGCGAUCAGGACUGUUACUGUUGCCAACCCAACACAGUUGACCCCACGUCUCGAAGCCAUCGCGCCACGCACUGGCAGCGCUUUGCACUACACUUUGGCCAACUACGCUCUUCUCACAGCACUUUCGCUUGCUAACUGUGGGCUGGACGAUCUUAUGGUUGGUGUGCUGGUCUCUGGUAUUGCUUGGAGUGGAAGAAUUGAAGCUCUCGACCUGCAACGCAACAGUUUUGGCAAUCGAAGUGUUCACGUACUUGUGCGCAUGAUGCAGCGGUGCUUGAGGCUCUAUCGACUGGAUCUGCUCCGUGUGCUACUUUUCGGUCGCUUUGACAGUUGCGAGCAGCACACAAUGAACAAAAUCGUCCAAGCAGCAGAGCAAAGUCAGACACUGGUACAGUUGGAGUUGGUGACGACGAGCCGAAGGACGAGCACGAGGGAGCGCAUUGCUAGCCUCAAUACUAGACUGCGUGCGGCUGACUUCGAGCAGGAACGGCAAUCGCGCAAACACCAGCUAGAGAUGCAUGCGAUGAGGUGCCGCCGACGCGCACUUGUGCAUCAGCAGGCGAGAGAGGUGGCUGCUCAAGCACUGUCAACGUUCAAGCCGCUUGAGUGA
Molecule: messenger RNA, 1302 nt
Organism: Phytophthora sojae
Lineage: Eukaryota; Oomycota; Peronosporomycetes; Peronosporales; Peronosporaceae
Exons: 2
Coding region: 1-1302 (433 amino acids)
Biological process (GO): nucleocytoplasmic transport; activation of GTPase activity
Cellular component (GO): cytosol; nucleus; perinuclear region of cytoplasm
Molecular function (GO): GTPase activator activity; small GTPase binding
Source: RefSeq, a predicted model, not a curated record